Messenger RNA from Debaryomyces fabryi, 744 nucleotides. RefSeq names its product Hmo1p (gene HMO1). Lineage: Eukaryota; Fungi; Ascomycota; Pichiomycetes; Serinales; Debaryomycetaceae. The coding region runs from base 1 to 744 and encodes 247 amino acids. The transcript has a single exon. The record is from RefSeq and is a predicted model, not a curated record.
AUGUCAGAACUUAAAAACGCUAAAGAUGCACUUGUUGCCUCGCUUUUUGAACUUUCUAAGGCCGCACAAGAUGCAGCAACUGCAACCGUCAAUUUUUACAAAGCAUCGUCAACUGAAAACCUUAAUGGAGAGUCAUUAAACAAUUUGGCUUCGACAUUGAACAAUAUUGCUAGCAGCACUUCUGCCGCUGUUCCAGGAGUAGAAGAAGCAUCUUCGCCUGCAGCAGCUUCUGGUGCAACCGCUAAUGGUGGUGAGGCACAACCAGAAGAAAAGAAAAAGAGAAAGAAGGUUGAAAAAGACCCCAAUGCUCCAAAGAAGCCAUUGACCAUCUACUUCGCUUACUCGUUUUACACUCGUGAUCAAAUCCGUCAAGAAAGAGCCAAGCAAGGUUUAACUCCUUUAUCGGCAUCCGAAUUGAACGAAAUUAUCAAGGAACGUUGGAGCUCGAUCAGUCCAGAAGAAAAGGCUAAAUGGCAAAGCAAGUACCAAAAUGAAUUGCAGCAAUACAAUGUCUUGAAAGACGCAUACAAGGCCGGAAAACCAGAUGUCGGCCAGAUUGAACCAAAGUCGAUUGAACAAAUUACUGCUCCUACUAUUGAGCCUGUAAAGAAGGUCAAAUCGGAAUCAAAGAAGCGUAAAUCUGAAUCAAAGAAACUGGAUGAAACCGAAAAAUCUGACAAGACUGACAAGGAACCUAAAAAGUCUAAGAAGUCUAAGAAAUCAGAAAAAUCGGAAAAAUCCUAG